AUUAUUCUUGAACAUAUACGGACACACACUGCUGUUCACCUGUGAGCACCGUAUCAGUGUUUGACCGUAUUACACGCUUCUACUUAGUUUGACUUUUCUGGAGAGAAGAAGAAGCUGAGGAUAAAAGAAAUGAUGGGGGCAUCUCUGCCUGUGUGUGGGCAGGAGUGCCCUGGCCGGCAGGCCGACUGUUAGCCAUGCUGCGGCAGCAAGAACCCACGGUCAGCACCCUGCAUCUGGUGGCCAAUGAUAUGACCGAUAUCAUGGAGAACUUGGACACACGAGAACUCGACAUGGGCGAUGGGGAAGAGGAGUUUGACAGCCAGGACCCCAAUAGUUCAGAAAACCGCAUCCCCUUCUCAGCUGUGUAUAAAACAGUAGGCUUUAAAGAGACCGGGGCACGUGUAUUUCUUACCGCGCUUCCCAUCACCGCCAAAAUCCUGGAGGUGGAACGCUUCACUUCCUCACAGGAUCGCUUCAACAUCACCUACCAGAGAAGCGUCUCUAAGGUGCUUCCUGCAGUGUUUAAGAUAGAGAUGAGACACGGGAACUUCACCUGGUUGAUAAAAAGGAAGGAGAAACAUUUUAUGGAGCUUCACAGGGAACUACGCACCUACAAGACCCUCCUCAGAAUUCCACUGCCGUCCCGCAGUCACGCGGAGCGGAGGCACACUAUAAACAGGAACCUUGAAAGAAACAUGCCAAGUCUACCCCGGGGAGGAGGUGAAGAACUGGCCAGGGAAGAACAAGUGUCUAGUCGAAAAAGACAACUUGAAGACUACUUGAAUAAGCUGCUAAAAAUGCCAAUGUAUAGAAACUACCAUGCAACAAUGGAAUUCAUUGAUGUGAGUCAGCUGUCCUUCAUUCAUGAUUUGGGACCAAAAGGCUUGGAGGGCAUCGUUCUCAAAAGGUCGGGGGGUCACCGUAUUCCUGGAUUGAACUGCUGUGGCCACAGUAAAAUGUGCUACCGCUGGUCUAAACGGUGGAUGGUGGUGAAGGACUCUUUCCUUGUCCUCAUGAAGCCAGACUCAGGUGCCAUCUCUUUCGUCCUGCUGGUGGAUAAGGUGUUCGACAUUAAAAUGGAAACUAGAGACACCGAGACGAAGCACGGUGUCCGUAUAGACUGUCUGUCCAGGACUCUUGUGCUGAAGUUCACGAGCUACCGUCACGCUCGCUGGUGGGGGCAGGCCGUCGAAGAUUUUGUGCGCAAAUACGGCAGCAAUUUCCUUAAGGAUCACCGCUUUGGAUCCUUUGCCAAUGAACAGAAGAAUAUCCCAUCUAAAUGGUAUGUGAAUGGGAAGCAGUACAUGGAGGACGUGGCAAAUGCACUGGAGGAGGCAGAGGAGGAGAUCUUUAUCACCGACUGGUGGCUGAGCCCUGAGAUCUUCCUCAAGAGGCCUGUCGUUGAGGGCAACCGCUGGAGACUCGAUUCCAUUCUGAAACGGCAAGCGCAAAAAGGUGUGCGGAUCUUUGUGAUGUUGUACAAGGAGGUGGAAUUGGCUCUUGGGAUCAACAGCGAAUACAGCAAACGGACACUACUACAACUUCACCCAAAUAUCAAGGUAAUGAGGCAUCCUGACCAUGUCUCCUCUUCCGUGUACCUGUGGGCGCAUCAUGAGAAGAUUGUAGUGAUUGACCAAUCGGUGGCUUUCGUGGGAGGCAUUGACUUGGCGUACGGACGCUGGGAUGAUGUGGAGCAUCGGCUGACUGACAUAGGAAGUGUUACCAGGACUCUUCCCGUGUCUGCAGAGAUCACUUCCGAAGGCUCUCCCGCUAUGGCCUCUCAAUCAAACGGUUCCAGCACGGAGCACACUAACGGCAAAAGUUUGCCUGUUGACACAGUGGACCAGCCGAAACUGAAAGGACAGGGCAAGACAAAGAAGACCCGAUUCAGCAUCCGCAGGCACCUGCAGAAACACGGGCUGGCUCCUGCAGACAGCGUGAGCAGCGUCGAGAGCUCUGAAGAAAAGACUGAAGCGGCACAAGAUCUGCAAGCAGAUGUGAUUGGCCUGAUGGGAAACACGCGGUUCUGGCAUGGCAAAGAUUACUGUAACUUUGUUCAUAAGGACUGGGUCCAGUUGGAUAAACCUUUUGAUGAUUUCAUUGACAGGCACAUAACUCCCAGAAUGCCUUGGCAUGACAUUGCCUCGGUGGUUCAUGGGAAAGCAGCCAGAGAUGUUGCACGUCACUUCAUUCAGCGCUGGAAUUUCACAAAGAUCAUGAAGCCCAAAUACAGAUCCCUGUCGUACCCAUACCUCCUUCCUAAAUCUCACACUACUGCGAAUGAGAUCAAGUAUCAGGUCCCUGGCUGCACCCAGACUAAUGUCCAGGUGUUACGAUCUGCCUCGGACUGGUCAGCGGGUAUAAAAUACCACGAGGAGUCGAUUCAUACAGCUUACGUCAACGCAAUUGAAAACAGCGAACACUAUAUUUACAUAGAGAACCAGUUCUUCAUAAGCUGCGCAGACAACAAAGUCGUUCACAAUAAAAUCGGAGAUGCCAUUGCCAAGAGGAUCAUUAAGGCAUAUCGGGAUGGUAAAAAGUACCGCGUGUAUGUGGUCACACCACUGCUUCCUGGGUUUGAGGGGAACAUCAACACUGGAGGAGGCAGUGCCAUACAGGCAGUCAUGCACUUCAAUUACAGGACAAUGAAUAGAGGAGACUGCUCCAUUAUCUCUCAGCUGAAGAGAGAAAUGGGUGAUCAGUGGAUGAAUUACAUCUCAUUUGGGGGUCUGAGGACCCACGCUGAGCUGGAGGGAAAGUUGGUGACUGAACUGAUAUAUGUGCACAGCAAGAUGCUUAUUGCCGAUGACAACACCGUCAUCAUUGGUUCUGCUAAUAUCAAUGACCGGAGCAUGCUGGGUAAGAGAGACAGUGAGGUGGCCGUCAUCUUUGAGGAUAUCCACACUGUGAAGUCAGUGAUGGAUGGUCAGGAGUAUCAGGCCGGACGCUUUGGAUUGAGCAUGCGGCUGGAGUGUUUCAGGAUGAUUCUUGGCGCCAACACUGACCCCAGCAUUGAUGUGACGGACCCUCUAAGUGACCAGUUUUACAAGGAGGUGUGGAUGACCACCGCUGCCCGCAAUGCAACUAUUUACCAGAAGGUGUUCCGCUGCUUGCCGUCCAGUGACGUUCGGUCAAUUUUAGAGCUGGAUGGCUUCCUCUCUAAGCCUGGUUUGGAGAAGGAGGACCCUGCACGUGCUCAAGAGGAGCUGAAGAAGAUUCGAGGCUUCCUGGUGCAGUUCCCUCUCCAGUUCCUCAGCGAGCAGAACCUUCUGCCACCCAUCGGAUCGAAAGAAGCCAUGGUGCCCAUGGACGUGUGGACAUGAGAGAACCUGCCCACAUCACCCGAAUAAAAACUGAAACUGCAAAUCUAGCAAGUGUACCAGGAACGACCUAAGCUUUCUUAUCAUAUAAUAAACACUUCUGAGACUGAAAAUGAGAUCUGAAGGCACUUCAGUUAUAAGUUGUUUACCAGAUUGGUUUGUUUCAUCCCUGAUUGUCUAUAUAUUCUAACACUAUGCAACUAAUAUUAAUUUAUGAGCUACUCAUAAAUCUUAUAAAAUGGUUAUAUGGAUCAUUUUGUGGUGUCCUGAUUGGAUGCUGUAUGUUGGUUUUGUGCCCUGUAACAUGCACUGAAUAGGUAUUAUUCUCUGCAAUUAAGUGCCAACUAUGUAUGUGAAAUUACAUCUUUUCUCAAUAUAAAGUGGAAACAUUUCUCAUGUACUAUAUCUCGAGGUAAUUUAUGGUUAUUUGAUAGUGGACGUGGUCCAUUAAAUGUUGCUUUCCUAUGGUAUGAAUUGCCAUGUUUUGGUGGCCUUAUUUCUUAACUGUGUUCUUAAUGCUGGUUGUGAACUAAAACCCACCAAAGCAUUUGUCUUUUAUGACCAAACCAAGUUGUUUUCAUAAGACUAGUAUUUAGACUUCUCCCCAUUAUUUGUCCAAAUUGUACAUAAACUGUAAAAACAUGCCUGGAGCUUUAAGAAGUUUACUGUCCGUGCUUGAAGUAAUGAAAUCAUUGCUCGUGACAUUCCAUUUAAAAGUACUGAAUCGGCUACAACUGCUACCAUUUAAAUAAACUGUCCAGGAUUUUCAUGUCACUGUAAAGGCCGCAGCAUGUGUGUCCUGCAUUCUGAGUAUCCAGCAAGUAUCUUCUAACAGUUGUUAGUCAAGCACUUAAAUGUCUGCACUGCUGACUGUGUACAGUAUCUGCACUUUUACUUCAGAAACUAAUUCCUGUUCUGUUCUUUGUCACCUUUUCCUCAUGUAUUUUCCCCAUUAAUUGCAUUUUUGCACACAAUGUGUAUCAUCAAAAACACAAAUGAUCUGUGUUGGGAUGUUUAUGAAAUAUGUGAAUUGAUGUUAUACAGAUGAUUAAACCAUAAUUUUCACACUA
Molecule: messenger RNA, 4390 nt
Organism: Carassius gibelio (silver crucian carp)
Lineage: Eukaryota; Metazoa; Chordata; Actinopteri; Cypriniformes; Cyprinidae
Gene: pld1b
Product: phospholipase D1b
Exons: 26
Coding region: 195-3323 (1042 amino acids)
Biological process (GO): intracellular signal transduction; regulation of microvillus assembly; cell motility
Molecular function (GO): phosphatidylinositol binding; D-type glycerophospholipase activity
Source: RefSeq, a predicted model, not a curated record